AGUAUCGCUAAAAUGGAUCUUCCUGUGAGACAAUUUACUUUACUGUCGCUCAUUUUUCUUCCCAUGCAUUCCAAUGGGUUUCCAAAUGGAAAAGUGGAGAUUGCAUGCAGAACAAUGAUGCCGUCGCAUGAUGGUGUUGAUGCUCAAAUAUCUCCUUCUCCGUAUAGCCUGAGCUUCUCUAGUGUCAACUACACAGGAAUAUUAGGAUUUAUAGUUACUCUUGGAAAAGAACUUCCUAAUGCAACUGACUUCAAAGGCUUCAUGUUUCAGGCCCGGGCACCAGGUCAAAUCACCCCCCAGGGCACAUUCGUUGUCACCAGCCCUGACGCACAGACCCUGACUUGUACUAGUACUAACGAUACGGUGAGUCACACUUCUAACAGCAUGAAAUCCAGUGUAUCCGUGAUUUGGCUUCCACCAAAAAAAGCCAUUACAAACAUACAAUUCAGGGCUGCAGUGGUGCAAACGAAGCCCAUAUUUUGGAUAAAUGUUUUGAGUGACAUCAUCCCACUCGCUGGUGCAGGAGCCCAAGUCUUGGCUCCGGGCCCUCUAUUGUGCAGCACCGUGCUCGCCUAUGUUCUUUUCACCAUUUAAAUGAACCUCUGGAAGACCCCGCGUCUACAAACUAUAGUGAUGUACGUUCUGCAUGAAGGCUGAAAGCCAGAAGCAUUAUUGUCUGUAUCAUGCAUUUUUUUUUAUAUACUUAUUUUAACAUAAAAAAAAUAAUAAUUUGAUGACACAUUGCCUUUAAAUUUUGGUAACUUUUUUUUAUAAUUGUUAUAAAAAAAAAAUGAGAUUUUUUUUUUUUUUUUAAUCUGACAAUCUUGCAGUUCUCACUCUGGCCACUAAACCUAACAAUAGGUUGACACUUCAAGAAAACUUGUCUCCCCCUCCCCGCAUAUUGACCUCUGCACAGGUCACCUAACAUGUCCACAACACUCGGCUUGGCUACAGAAGUCAAUAGGUGAUGAUGGACAGUUUUCUUCCCGCCCCUCUGCACAGGUCACUUAGCAUGUCCAUAACAUUCUCCCUUAGGUGUCAAUGAACAUCUUCUGUUCACACGUGCCUAUGAUCUGUGCGGUUGAUGGAUGCCCCCCAUAAUAAAGUAUAGA
Messenger RNA from Hyla sarda, 1112 nucleotides. RefSeq names its product putative ferric-chelate reductase 1. Gene Ontology annotation, molecular function: oxidoreductase activity, acting on metal ions. The coding region runs from base 13 to 594 and encodes 193 amino acids. The transcript has 5 exons. Lineage: Eukaryota; Metazoa; Chordata; Amphibia; Anura; Hylidae. The record is from RefSeq and is a predicted model, not a curated record.